Messenger RNA from Chenopodium quinoa (quinoa), 1111 nucleotides. RefSeq lists its product as uncharacterized. Bases 52 to 819 code for a protein of 255 amino acids. The record is from RefSeq and is a predicted model, not a curated record. NCBI's taxonomy places the organism in Eukaryota, Viridiplantae, Streptophyta, Magnoliopsida, Caryophyllales, Amaranthaceae. The transcript has 2 exons.
CUAAGUUUUGAUUCGAUCUCCAGGAUUGUAUCCGAUGAUCGUUGUGCAUACAUGGAGUUUUUUUCGGUCUCCAUUUGUUUUUAUGGUGAUGAUGGUUGCAAAGGGGUCACAGGACAGAUCUCGGCUUGUGAUGAAGAUGAAGAUUUUGUUCUGUUUGACGGAGCCUUGGGAUAUCACAAUUCUCAUGAAACCGUAAAUCCAACGGGGCCUAGACGUAGUUAUCGCGGUGAUCAUUUUUUAAUUAGCGUCGACCUCGAGGAUGGCGAGGGUCGUGAAAUAAGUUGUGGGUGUGUGGGAUAUGAUUUCAGCAACGCACAUAUAGUUUAUAAUAUGCGCAUGUGUUCAAUUAUCCGAGGCAAACAUGGUUUUGCAGCUCUUCAUUACACUAUUUUCAGUGAUGCAAUUCAAAGUAAACUCAAGUUUACAUUAUCUCCUGUUACUUUUUUUACUAAUGUAAAUUAUCAAGUUUAUGGGAAGAUAGUUACAAGUUAUAGCAGCUACAAAUACAGUACACACUAUCAGAAGAAAUACUACCGGAGUAUGGUUUUUAAAAAGGGCAAGGAAGAGGCUGUAAAACUUGGUGUUAUACCGUUGUCAAAAUCAGUGGUUGCUGUGCCACUUAAUGGAAGUAGUUCACUGAUUGUUUCAGCAAAGCUGCAUGUGUUACUUAAUGGUAACCAUAUUGAGACUGUGCAAUAUGUGCAGACAUUUAACCCACGAUGUCCGAAAAGAACACAUUCCAAAAAAUCACGAGAUGAGUCUACGGGUAAAAACUUUCGUUUUCAAGCAUCUAUCAAGUGGACGAAAUUUGAUAUCUAGCUUUUCAUUUGAUCCAGCCCAGAGUAUGAAUUACAAGUUUAAAGAGGCUCUAUGCUAUGUGAUCCUAUUGAUGACGGUGAGAGAUUGAAGAGGAAGCAAAAGACUAAUGUUUAAUUGUCCUUUAAAUUAAUCACAAAAGACUGAUGUUUAAUUGUCCUUUAAAUUUUAGUUGGUUGUUAUCUAUGAUUAGGAUUUGUGUUUUGUUGCUAUCUACCGUUGGAGCUCAGUUUGGUGGAAUAUUCUUUCAUGUCAGAUCCAUUUGAACUAAUUGUGUUUGUGAUUGCUAUUUUAU